Messenger RNA from Notodromas monacha, 687 nucleotides. The record is from the annotation of a GenBank genome assembly. Lineage: Eukaryota; Metazoa; Arthropoda; Ostracoda; Podocopida; Cyprididae.
AUGACUCGUCCGCAGGUGAACCACCAGGCCUGGGAUUUGGAUGACUUUCUCUGUGAUCUUUACAUUGCCAUGGAUGUGACAUGUAGUACCUCUUCCAUCCUCAACCUCGUCGCCAUCAGCAUCGAUCGAACUUUUGUUAGAACCCUCGUGUAUGCAGAGUUUCGCACUUUUGAAGCGCCCCUCAGGCGAAUAGAGAAGACGAUUAGCGGAUGGAAUGCGGGAUGGACGUGCGAGCAAAAAUUUCAUAACCGGAGCACCGGUGUUUGUCUUCUUUUUCCUUUUUCUUCUAAUAUUCUUGCUGGGGACGCGAUGGUGCCAUGCGGGGCAAGGGCAUUUCAAUAUCGGACCCCGUCGGGGGACGGAAAAUGUGAUGAAUCGUGUCCGAUGCGCAGGUACAUCGCAGUGACGAGGCCGAUAAAGUAUGCUAAGCACAAGAACAACAGCAGGGUCGCUCUGACGAUCGUGCUAGUUUGGGCGAUUUCAGCGGCCAUCGGGAUUCCGAUCGUGACCGGGCUUAACAACACGCCGGACCGGGACCACAGCAUCUGCGCCUUCUUCAACUCCGACUUCAUCAUCUACUCCUCGCUCUCCUCCUUCUACAUCCCGUGCAUCAUCAUGGUCGUGCUAUACUUCAGAAUCUUUAAAGUGAGCGUUUCCUCUCCACCUCAAAGAUGUUUUGAGCAAUGA